CGACGCUGAAAACCGUUGGAUGGGCGGACGACGACGACGACUUUGACUUCUCCGCUGGAUCCGAGCUCGCGGCGCCGAUGAAGACACAAAAGCCCGAUUUUACGUUCGCACAAAUCGCCAAGAUGCGUUAGACCGCCAAGACUGGCGACUGACGUCCUCGACGAGCGUUUCGCGUCGCGGCGGUCGAUGUCAAACCUCGUCUCGCGUGUACUUUACAUCUUUAACCCGCGUCCACCGGUGGUGUGAUCGCCGUGGAAUCACCACCAGAUCGACGCAAUGUUUAAUAACGUCACGAUUCACACUCUCUGGCGCCACGUCUCGCCGCGUCGCCGCGCGCGUUCGCCCGUUCGGCGAUGGUUCCAAUCGACACACACGGACCUUUGAAUCCGAGUCACCGACGCGCGGAAUCGCGGGUUCAUUCCCUCGCGCGUCAACAUGUUCACCGUUCAAGCCACGCAAAUCGUCACCACGGCUAAGGCGCCGACGACGAAGCCCGCGAAGCGCGUCCAAAAGGCGGCGUCGCUCGGCUUGGCCGCCGUCGUCGCGGUUUCGCUUCAAGUCGCCCCGGCUCGCGCCGAUCUCACCUCCGAUUUGCUCGCGAAGACGGAAGCGAACAAGGAGUUGAACGAUAAGAAGCGCGCCGCGACGUCGAGCGCGAACUUUGAACGCUCUCGCACCGUCACGGAUGGGUUUUGCAACUUUCCGCAAAACAUCUUCGGGUGCGAAAACGCCGCGGAGAAGGGCGACGUCAAGUUUUUGUCCGACGAUUUGAAGGUCGAGUGCGAAGGCACGGAUGCCGGUAAAAUCUGCGCCAGCAAGAACUCUGGUUCGUACCCGUCCUUCCUCGGUUUGUAAGCGUGCGAGCGCGGAGCCCAAACGCGUCGACGCGU
Molecule: messenger RNA, 890 nt
Organism: Ostreococcus lucimarinus CCE9901
Lineage: Eukaryota; Viridiplantae; Chlorophyta; Mamiellophyceae; Mamiellales; Bathycoccaceae
Gene: psaN
Product: psaN, PSI-N, photosystem I polypeptide
Exons: 2
Coding region: 436-855 (139 amino acids)
Biological process (GO): photosynthesis
Cellular component (GO): chloroplast photosystem I
Source: RefSeq, a predicted model, not a curated record